Molecule: messenger RNA, 624 nt
Organism: Vicia villosa (hairy vetch)
Lineage: Eukaryota; Viridiplantae; Streptophyta; Magnoliopsida; Fabales; Fabaceae
Exons: 3
Coding region: 1-624 (207 amino acids)
Source: RefSeq, a predicted model, not a curated record
AUGGAAUUAGUUGAUGAUGUUAAAGUUCGGUUGGCUACAUUGAGAGAGUGUGGUUGGGAUGAUUUGUUUAUUGAUGUCCAAGAAUUUUGUUUUACUCAAAGUAUUCUAGUGCCAAAUAUGGAUGAAGAAAUACCGGUUCGGGGUCGUUCAAGAAGAGAAGGGAGGACUGUCACUAAUCUUCACCAUUACGAUGCAAAGAUUUUUUAUGUUGCUAUCGACAAAAUAUGUGUGGAGAUGAAUCACCGAUUUAGUGAAGGAAGUAACGUUGUGCUGGAUUGCUUCUCAUGUCUUGACCCUAAGAACUCUUUUUCCAAGUUUGAUAUUGAUAAGCUUGCCCGUCUUGUUAAUAUUUAUCAUGCAGAUUUUUCUGAUGAUGACCGUGGAACAAUAAGGGAGCAACUUGAGACUUAUGCACAUCAAGUGAAAAGGCAUGCUUCCUUUACUUCUUGUGAAGAUGUUCAAAGUUUGGCUAUGAAGAUGGUUCAAGUUGAGAAACAUUUGAUACUUGGUAUCAAGAGGGAUAUAGAGCAUGUGACAUUGGUUGUAUUGAUGAGUUGGCCACAAAUGCAAUUGAAUAUCUAUUCCAUUUUGGAGCAAUGCGAGAAAAAGACCAUCCUUACUUGA